GAUAGAGUCAAGAUUGCAAUGGUGACCGUGAUUUGUGGCGUUUUGAUGUCGUCUCCGUGAUUUUCGUUGUCAUUAGAAUUAAGGAUCUCGAAAUUAUAAUUUGUAACAAUUAAAUUUUUUCCAAAUUAUUACGCACGUGUCAGUGAGUUCAACGAUUGGUCAAGUGGCUUAAAUUACAAUUUUAAGGAGACACGUUCAUUGCAAAGCAGGGUUCUAUCAUGGAAAAAAGAUCCGAGAACCCCAGAGACGCUGGUGCUGCAAGACAGAGCUCAAACGGCUCCCGGAAUCACAUAAGCUCGAAAAAAAACAAACGACGGGGUGGUAAAAAAAACAACACUAUUUCACAUAAUUCUGGAAACACAAGCUCUGGGGCCAGCGGAGGCAGUUUAGUCAGCGAAUGUGUGGAAUCUCGUCAACAGCCAAUGAAUUCCAAUUACAAAAAUUAUAUGUCUACAUCAACUGCAACAGCAGCAACAGCGAUCCCCUCACCAUCAGAAUAUGGGAAUGUGUUCUGGCAGCAAUCUGGAAUGCAGCAACAGUUGUUGACGACCACAAAUGGCCAAAGAUUAUUUGCUGCAGUCUCUGACCCCACAGUCUGCGGCUAUUCUCCCAUGCCUAUGACUUAUGCUAUGGAACCUGUUUCACUACCACCAAUGUAUCAGCUCUAUCAGCCAAUUGCAAGACCGAAUUAUAGAAGUUAUAACAGAGUAAGGACAAGGAGGAAUCAUGCACAACCUCCGAGUCCUGGUAUUACUGGGCCUAAAAUGAACCCAGGUAAUCAAGUGAAUGGAUAUUCCAGUCUCCAAGAGAAUAAUUUCUCUUAUUCAAUGGGAAUUGGGUAUCAGAAUGGAGAUUAUGCGAGUCUCCCACCAGUUGCUAACAUGGAAAAUGAAACCAAUGCUGAGGAGCUUAGCUCUGAACACAGAAGAUACUCUGACCCUGGUUUGGGACCUGCUCAAAUACCCGUCAACGCCAACAGCGAUGAUUCCGAAAGCCAGGAAAGCGGAAGCUCAGUUACGACUGUAGGAAGAAGUAGCAAACUCGUUUUAUCACUGAUCGAACAGGUCACAGCGUUAAAGGAAAGCAAUAGCCAGCUGUUUAAAGAACUGCAUCAAACUAAAUCCGAGUUGGAAAACGUUAAGAUCGAAUUGGGCAGACUGAAGCAAAGCAACUUCGCCGAUUAUCAACCGGGCAUGUUAUCAGAUAUCGUCAGAGAGAUGCGAGAGGCGGCGAAAGUUCGGGAAGAAUCGUUAAUUUCAAAAGUAAAAUCUAUGAUGAACGAGAAACAACCUCAGGCAACAAUCGAAUCGGUAAUUUCUAUUGAGGAACUUGACGAAUUGAAGAACCAAUUAACGCGGAUAACCGAAGAAAAGGCUGAAACUGAGACACGACUAGCUAAAGUGGAACACGAACUAGCUACGCUAAAAUCUAAUGCAAAUCACGAGGGCCAGGAAAUCGUCGCCCUUGAAGAAGAGACAUUGGCGUUGCGUCGCGAGCUUCAGGAGGCCCGUGCGUCUAGAACAAGUGCCGAAAAUCGCGCAGCAAAACUGGAAAAAUUGGUGGGAAUACUUCGCAAGAAGAUGAACGGCGCUAGCGCCGAGGAAACUGUUGCCGGCAUCCGUGGUCUCGUAGCUUCCGGUCUAAAUCCAAUCAACUCAUCUUCUGAAUCCGCGUCCGGCAUAAACGACGAGAUCUUUACAAAUAGCUGCAACAAAUCCCGAUCUACGAGCCCGUCAAGCGACGAUUCGGAUCAAUCACGAUCGAACACCCCUUCCCGAAACGAUUCUAUGGAUAAUGGUAAUAUCAGCAUUAAUUCGGGAAAUUCCGGACUAUCCGGACCAGUUACCGAUCUUUAAUUUAUCAAGGGUUCCAUCUUUUAGAAUCUUUUUUUAUAUCCCGUUCAACAAAUGCUACAUAAUGUAACACAUUUAUCAUUGCUCAGAAUAUCAACGCAACUAAUCGUGAAGGGUUGCAAUCGAUACAAGAUUUAGUCUUAAUUUUGAAGUGGUGGAAAACAUUUCAUUCUAUUAUUAUUACGAUUACUAUUAUCAUCAUUUCCUUCUCACAAUUAGUACAUCUAUUUUCGAUUUAACUUAUUUAUUUUAUUCCGAUGAACAAUAUAGUAUCGUCCAUUCAUACAUAAUUAUAAUUAAUAUCGAUUAUUGAUAAUUGUAAUUAAGAUUUUAGAUAGUAAUAUUACGUCACAUUUAUCCCAACUCGAAGAUAAACGAUCGAUUAUCCAAUUGCAUGAGUAAUCGAGAUAACUGAUCAAAGAAAUUAAAUAAAAACACUGCAAGAAAUGAAGCCACAGACACACGUAUACGAUAAUAGUAACAUAUUUUCGAAAAACAACUAUAUGAAUUAAUUAUACAAUGCAACGAUGUAGUUCAAGGAAGAAAACACAAUACGUAAAUUUGCAUAGUUUAGUUUCGUCCCUUUUUUUACAUUAUAAACGAAAAGAUCUUUGAAAUGACACGAAUAAUCAAUAAUAAUUUAUACAUGAAUUAAUAAUUAAUAAUUAUCAUAACAUACGACAUACUCGAAAUAUUUUUUACUCAAGAUUUUUGUCGGGUAAAUCUCAUUAUGUAAUUAAAUAUACAGUUAUCUUAUAAAUUUGAAGGAAAAAAGUAAUAAUUCCCGAUCAGAAUAAUUAUAACGACAGUAGUAAUAUGACAGAUGAUGCAAUUUAGGAUAGUUUUUGCGAAUCUCAAAGUGCCAUUAUUAUAUAUUUUUCAUAUAUAUAAUGAUAUGUAUGACUAACGAUUUUUUGAGUACUUACAUACAAAUAUAUUUAUAUACACACACAAUAUACAAAUUGAAUUAAAAAAAAAAAUAAAUCAAAACUAUUAAUUGCGAUUUAACAACAAGAUUUUAAUGAUACACCAAUGUACUUAGUAAACUUGUAAGAAACGAAUCAAAUAAUUUGUAAAUAAAUGAAUUACAUUCAUCUUUGAAUGUCAAAUAAAAA
This is a messenger RNA of Athalia rosae (coleseed sawfly), 2968 nucleotides long. RefSeq lists its product as uncharacterized. The transcript has 7 exons. The record is from RefSeq and is a predicted model, not a curated record. The coding region runs from base 219 to 1856 and encodes 545 amino acids. Lineage: Eukaryota; Metazoa; Arthropoda; Insecta; Hymenoptera; Athaliidae.